Messenger RNA from Dromaius novaehollandiae (emu), 8304 nucleotides. It is a transcript of the gene SLIT3, whose product is annotated as slit guidance ligand 3. The record is from RefSeq and is a predicted model, not a curated record. The transcript is spliced from 36 exons. Gene Ontology annotation, biological process: axon guidance; negative chemotaxis. The coding region runs from base 575 to 5137 and encodes 1520 amino acids. Gene Ontology annotation, molecular function: calcium ion binding; heparin binding; Roundabout binding. Lineage: Eukaryota; Metazoa; Chordata; Aves; Casuariiformes; Dromaiidae.
CGCGGCGGGCGCUCGCCCGGCGGCCGCGCACAGUGAGCGCGGAGCGGGCGGCGGCGAGCGCAGCAGCGGCCGCCACCUCCGCCGCCCCCCGCCGCAGCGCCGCCCCCCGCCCGCCCGCCCGCCCGCCCGCCCGCCCGCGGCGGCGGUGGUGGUGGGACUGCCGUGACUUGCCAGCCGCCGCUUACCUGCCCGGCCCGGGCUGGGCGAUGCGGAGCGGGGGAGGCUGCGCCGGAGGCUGCCGCCGCUUGUGAUGGAUGUUCGGCGGGUGUCUGCCCUCGCUGCCCGGCUGCCCCGCGGCGGAGGACGCGUCUGCCUCGAGCUCCGCUGAACUCCCCGCCUGCCGGGGCCGUUCGCAGAGAGCAGAAAAGCCCGAGCGGCGGUUCCCACCUUCUUGCACCCAGCGCGACCCUCGCAGGCUCCUUGGCAGGCUGGCGGCGGCGAUGGCAGCGGCGGCUUCCCGGGGGCUGCACUAAGAGCCUCGUGUUUUCUUUCCCCUUUCUCCUCAGAGGCACUGCAUCCUCCGGAGCCGGCUGCUCGCGCGCACUUUUGUACCCACCGGGGCGAUCGGGAGACCAUGUUGUCUGGUGGCAGAAGUGCGUUUCUGCGCCUCGGGAUGCUGUUGAGCCUUUGGAGCUCCGUCAGUUGGAUGCCCGUCGGAGGAUGCCCCCACAAGUGUACGUGCAUUGCUUCCAGCGUGGACUGUCACGGCCUGGGGCUGAAGACUGUGCCGCGGGACAUCCCCCGGAGCGCGGAGCGGCUUGAUCUAGAAAAAAAUAAUAUCACAAGAAUCACGAAGACGGAUUUUGCGGGACUGAAGAAUCUCCGCGUCUUACACUUGGAAGAAAAUCAGAUUAGCGUGAUAGAACGUGGAGCAUUUCAGGAUCUAAAGCAACUCGAACGGCUGCGUCUGAACAGGAAUAAAUUGCAAGUUCUCCCAGAGCUGCUUUUUCAGAACACGCAGAAGUUAACAAGAUUAGACCUGAGCGAAAACCAGAUAAAAGGAAUCCCUAGGAAGGCCUUUCGAGGAAUCAUCGAUGUGAAGAACUUGCAGCUGGACAACAACCAGAUCAGCUGCGUGGAGGACGGCGCCUUCCGAGCCCUGCGCGACCUGGAGAUCCUUACUCUCAACAACAACAACAUCACCCGCAUUCCUGUUACCAGUUUCAAUCACAUGCCGAAGAUCAGGACUCUGCGGCUUCACUCCAAUUUCCUGCACUGCGACUGCCACCUGGCCUGGCUCUCCGACUGGCUGCGGCAGCGGCGCACCAUCGGCCAGUUCACCUUCUGCCUGGCACCUGUGAGCCUCCGGGGCUUCCUCGUGGCCGAGGUUCAGAAGAAGGACUUCGUCUGCUCUGGUUCCCAGUCUGAAGCUCCGUCGUGCAGUGCCAGUUCCAUCACUUGCCCAUCUGCCUGCACCUGCAGCAACAACGUGGUGGACUGUCGAGGACGGGGCUUAAUAGAAAUUCCAGCUAACCUACCGGAGGACAUUUGGGAAAUACGUUUGGAACAAAACCUCAUCAAAGUCAUUCCUCCUGGAGCUUUUACCCAGUACAAGAAACUUAAGAGAAUAGACAUCAGCAAGAAUCAAAUAUCUGACAUUGCGCCUGAUGCGUUCAAAGGCUUGAAAUCUCUCAUUUCAUUAGUGCUCUAUGGAAACAAGAUCACAGAGAUUCCCCAGGGCCUUUUUGAUGAUCUUGUGUCUCUGCAGCUGCUGCUUCUCAAUGCCAAUAAGAUCAACUGCCUGAGGGUAAACACGUUCCAAGGUCUGCAUAAUCUCAAACUGCUAUCUCUUUAUGACAACAAGCUGCAGACCAUCAGCAAGGGGCUCUUUGCACCUCUCCGAUCGAUCCAGACUCUACAUUUAGCUCAGAAUCCAUUUGUGUGCGACUGCCAUUUGAAGUGGCUGGCUGAUUACCUGCAGGAUAAUCCGAUAGAAACCAGCGGCGCUCGAUGCAGCAGUCCGCGUCGCCUUGCCAACAAACGCAUCAGCCAGAUCAAGAGCAAGAAGUUCCGCUGCUCAGGGUCAGAGGAUUACAGAAGCAAAUUCACCGGGAAGUGCUUCAUGGACCUUGUCUGUCCUGAGAAGUGUCGCUGCGAGGGAACAAUCGUAGACUGCUCUAACCAAAAACUAACCCGAUUACCCAGUCACCUUCCUGAAUAUACUACUGAUCUGCGUUUGAAUGACAAUGAUAUUUCUGUUCUGGAAGCUAUCGGACUCUUCAAGAAAUUGCCAAACCUCAGAAAAAUAAAUCUGAGCAACAAUAAGAUCAAGGAGAUCCGGGAUGGCACAUUUGAUGGGGCUUCAGGAGUGCAGGAACUGAUUUUGACAGAGAAUCAACUGGAAUCAGUGCAUGGACGAAUGUUUAGAGGCCUCACAGGGCUGAAGACAUUGAUGCUGAGGAGCAACUCUAUCAGCUGUAUAAACAACGACACCUUUGCGGGCCUGAGCUCAGUGAGGCUGCUUUCCCUGUACGACAACCACAUCAGCACCAUCACCCCUGGAGCCUUCAGCACACUAGUCUCUUUGUCUACGAUUAAUUUGCUGGCUAACUCCUUUAACUGUAACUGCCACUUGGCUUGGCUGGGAAAAUGGCUGAGGAAGAAGCGAAUUGUCAGUGGAAAUCCACGCUGCUUGAAACCUUUUUUCUUAAAGGAUAUUCCAAUCCAAGAUGUCGAUGCCCAGGACUUCACCUGUGAUGGUAACGACGAGAGCAGCUGCUCGCUCUCUCCGCCCUGUCCCCCGCAGUGCACCUGCCUGGACUCGGUGGUGCGCUGCAGCAACAAAGGGCUGCGCGUCCUGCCCAGAGGGAUUCCCAAAGACGUGACCGAGCUAUACCUGGAAGGAAACCAUCUGACUGCUGUACCUAAGGGGCUGUCGGCAUUCAGACACCUGACUCUGAUUGAUUUGAGCAACAACAGCAUAAGCGUACUGGCCAAUUACACCUUCAGCAACAUGACUCAGCUAUCGACACUGAUCCUGAGUUACAACAGGCUGCGGUGCAUACCGGUCCACGCCUUCGACGGGCUCAGGUCUCUCCGCGUGUUGACACUGCAUGGGAACGCCAUCGCCACCCUGCCCGAAGGCUCCUUCGGUGACCUGGUCUCCCUCUCCCACCUGGCUCUGGGCACCAACCCUUUGCACUGCGACUGCAGCCUGCGCUGGCUCUCCGAGUGGGUGAAGGCGGGCUACAAGGAGCCGGGGAUCGCGCGCUGCAGCGGGCCGGAGCCCAUGGCCGACAGGCUGCUGCUCACCACGCCGACCCACCACUUCCAGUGCAAAGAGCCGGUAGAUAUCGCUGUUGUGUCCAAGUGUAACCCUUGCCUCUCCAACCCGUGUAAGAACAAUGGGACGUGCAGCAAUGAUCCCGUGGAGUUUUAUCAGUGCACUUGCCCUUUUGGCUUCAAGGGUCGAGACUGCAGUGUGCCCAUUAAUUCUUGCAUUCAAAAUCCAUGUCAGAAUGGAGGGACCUGCCACCUCACCGAGGCAAAUAAAGAUGGAUUCAGCUGUUCUUGCCUCCUUGGGUAUGAGGGGGAGAGGUGUGAAAUAAAUCCAGAUGACUGCGAAGAUAAUGACUGUGAGAAUAACUCUACAUGCGUGGAUGGGAUCAACAACUAUGUCUGUCUCUGCCCUCCUAAUUACACAGGUGAACUGUGUGAUGAGGUGAUCAACCAUUGCAUUCCUGAGCUAAAUCCCUGCCAACAUGAGUCCAAAUGUCUCCCCCUUGACAAAGGAUUCAGAUGCGAGUGCUUGCCGGGCUACAGCGGCAAACACUGCGAGGUAGAUGACGACGACUGCGUAGGCCAUAAAUGCCGGCACGGUGCUGUCUGCGUGGACGCGGUCGACGCCUACACCUGCGUCUGUCCUCAGGGCUUCAGUGGGCUCUUCUGCGAAAACCCUCCGCCGAUGGUCCUGCUGCAGACGAGCCCGUGUGACAACUACGAGUGCCAGAACGGGGCGCAGUGCAUCGUGGUGCACCACGAGCCCGUCUGCCGCUGCCUGGCAGGCUUCGCCGGGCAGAAGUGCGAGAAGCUCAUCACUGUCAACUUUGUUGGGAAGGAUUCCUACGUGGAGCUGCCAUCGGCCAAAAUUCGCCCUCAGGCAAACAUCUCCCUCCAGGUAGCAACAGACAAGGACAACGGCAUCUUGUUGUACAAAGGCGACAAUGAUCCUUUGGCUUUGGAGUUGUACCAAGGACAUGUGAGGCUCAUCUACGACACGCUCAAUUCUCCACCUACCACAGUAUACAGUGUGGAAACAGUGAACGAUGGGCAGUUUCAUAGCGUGGAGCUGGUGAUGCUGAAUCAAACUCUGAACCUGGUGGUGGACAAGGGGACUCCCAAGAGUCUGGGAAAACUCCAGAAACAAUCUUCUGUCAGCCUCAACACACCCCUCUACAUUGGAGGGAUCCCAACCUCUACUGGAUUAUCUUCACUGCGCCAGGGUGCAGAUAAGACACCAAAUGGCUUUCAUGGAUGCAUUCAUGAUGUCCGCAUCAAUAAUGAGCUGCAGGAUUUCAAGGAUUUACCACAGCAGUCACUAGGCGUCUUUCCUGGUUGCAAAUCCUGUAACAUCUGCAAGCAUGGCAUUUGCCGGUCCCUAGAGAAAACAAGUGUGAUUUGUGAAUGUCACCCAGGCUGGACAGGCCCCCUCUGUGACCAGGAAAUUGGAGACCCAUGUCUUAACCACAAGUGUCUGCAUGGCAAGUGCACGGCGGCCAAUGUUGCUUACACCUGUAAGUGCAUGGAUGGCUACACGGGCAUGUACUGUGACAAGAAGAACAAUUCCUCAACCCCCUGCAGGACUUUGAAAUGCAACCACGGGCAGUGUAAACUUUCCGAGCACGGGGAACCCUACUGCGAAUGUGAUCCUAACUAUAGCGGAGAACAUUGUGACAGAGAGAAUCUCUGUCAAGGCGAGAUCGUUCGGGAAGUCAUCCGUAAGCAGCAGGGCUACACGUCGUGCGUCAGCGCCUCCAAGGUGCCCCGCAUGGAGUGCCGCGGCAGCUGCAGCCACGGGCACUGCUGCGUCCCUCUGCGCAGCAAAAGGCGGAAAUACAUCUUCCAGUGUGCCGAUGGCUCCACCUUCAUGGAAGAGCUGGAGAGACACGUGGAGUGCGGCUGCUCAAAAUGCUUAUAAGCCAUUCUCCAGUCCUUGCCACUUUAAUCGACUCAGAAGCGCUAUCAAAACGGGACCUAUUUACUUUCAGAGUGAAGAAGAAGAAAAGAAUUAUUAAGUAUAUUGUAAAAUAAACAAAAAAUAGAACUUAUUUUUAUUAUGGAAAGUGACUAUUUUCAUCUUUUAUUAUAUAAAGUAUCGCACCACUUUGGGUAUAUGUAUCAUAUAGUGAGUUAUUUUUACCAUGAAGCUUUUUUUAACAGUUGUAAGAAUAAAAAACCUAAAAAAAAGCUAAAAUUAAAAAAGAUAUAUAAAGAAAACAUAGCCUAACAGGAAAGAUGUGGGGGUGACUUCAAUGUAUGCACAAUGGACAAGUGUAAAGGUGUCCCAAGGACCUGCCGCAGAAUUGAUACAGGCUGAAGAAAUCUCCGAGCUUCUGGGUGGGUCUCCUAAGAAAGUGGUUCCCCAUAACUGAUAGCCACCUCACCUAUUCAGGCACCCUGAAAAAGCCUCCCCCUCGGUCCCUAGCCCUGCCUAACACUGCUGAUGCUGUUUUGUUCCUGUACAGUGGCUCAGCUUGAUAUUCUUGAACCAGUUCCCCAUAGCACAUAGGCACUGCCAUAGCUUAAGGCUAACUACAUUAUUUGAAUAUUGUAAUACUAUAAUACAUUUUUGCUGUGUAUGUUUGUAUUUAUCUUUGUUCACAAUAUAUUCUUCAGCAACUGUAUCUAUAGAGCAAAGGCAGCUUUAUCCAAAAGAGGGGGACAAAGGGAAAGGAAGUGGGGAAUAUAUGUCGUUUUGGGAAAUUUGGGGGCAAAAUGUGAUGCCUAAAGUAAUGCCUAAUAAAUGUCAUACUAAUUUUGUGUUAACUCCUCACCUAUAUUAUUUCCUAGGUCUGUGCCUUCUUGCUCCCAGCCGUGAGCCCUUUUUUGUAUAUGAAAUAUAAGGAAUGCACUGCUUGUCGCCUUGACACUUUAACUUGCAAAGGUCAUAGAGAGCAUGAAAAUAAUACAGGUGCCAGAUUUACCUGCAGCACAGUGGCUUUUACUCUCACUGUCACUUCAGCCAAGAUGUAAUCUGGUCUGUAGCUGCCUGUUCAUCAAGACUUUGGUACCGAGCAGUUGGCUGCUUUUCCACAGCCUUUUAAAUGAGCGGAAGUUGCACUAUGUCCGUGUGAUGUUCUUUAGCCUCCACUUGUCCAUUGUAGCAGCACUCUCCUCUUUGCGUAGGGAGAGACUUUACAGCUACGUCCAGUUCUGUUCUCACAUCUGGUUUGGAUUGACCGAUGCAGCCGAAGUUUUUCCAUCCCAUUGCUCAUCCUGCACUUGUUUCUCCCAAAGUACUCCUGUUAACUUCAGCAGUGUGUGCAGAGCGAAUGCUGAAUACGAAGCAGAAAUCAAUGCAGAGAGAAAUUCUCACUGUGAACGUGAGGCAAAAACUGACUCUUUGGGAGUGAGUUUGAUUUUUGGAGGGUUUUUGGUGGGGCUACCUUUCAGAGUCAGUGAUUACAUGCAAAGGGUACCAUGGAUACUUUGAAGUUUCUCUUACUAUAAAUUUCAAAUGUCCCAAUCAAUAACUGUUUAAAUCAGUGUAAUUAUCAGUGUAAUUUCUUUCUUUUACUAGUAUAGCAAAUAUUGUGGUCCUUUCUUCAAUGUCUCCUUCUGUAAGAGGUAAAGUCAGAGAUUAGUUCCAGAAACCAUAAGCCCCUUUUGGAAAUGGUCACUGGUGUCACCACGAAGAUUUUGCAUCACAGGCUUUAGCAAGGAUGAAUAGGAAAGCUGAAUCAAGUAACUAGUGCUUGUGUUUGACCGAGGUUUUGGAAAGGAGGGAGCACAGAAUCAAAUCCUGCUAUGAAAAGUACAAAUGUUCAUUUCCUGCUAAAGAACAGACAGUGACCGUGUAGCCAUCGUGCAACCAAAAAAGCUCUAACGUGCUUAGCAUUCUGCUAUUUAAAUGUUUGCUUAACCACAGCACUUCAUUCAUAUGUUUUUGUUACUACCAGAGCAAGUUGAGCAGAAAGGACAUAAUCAAUACAAUAGCCAUCUUUCAAAAUAAAUACUGGUACGUGGAGCCUGCAAUCAGUGAAGCAUAAAACAAUCACAAGUUAAUGUGCCAAAAUCUGAUUGAAACAGUACAAUUCAAGAGCCAGGGGGAAAAAAUAACCCUGGUUGUAAAGUACUACGGUCUUCUUUUUAUUUUGAAUAUAAUGUCAGAUGCUUAAAGCAGCUGGAGGUUAUAAUAUACACCCAAACCCACAACCUACAGAUUUAGAAAAUGUGUGCAAGUAACUGCAGACACUUGUGUAAAGAUGUGCCUGGCACAACACUAUCGCUAAUGUUACAUUCCUGCUUAAUACACUUUAAUUUCCAAAGAAGCGGCUGCUGUUAUGCCAGGUAGGCGAUAUCCAGGCUGAGCAGUGGCUGACAAGCCCUGUGUGGCCCACUGCACAAUCCAUAGCCACUAAACUGCCCGGGCCUGGAGAAGCACUGCCCCUCUCGAACACUAACCAAAAUUGCGUUCACUUUGUCCCCUGAGCAGCAGCACGCACGAGAGAGAAGUUAACGUUCACUCUUGGCCUCGCACCUGCUUGAGGGUGCUUUAAAAGGCAUGACCUCAACUGGCAAGGCAAAAAGCCAUCAGCAUCUUGUUAGCACGUCACUCUGGGAUUUAUUUAACCAAAGCCUUGCAGCAAAGUGACCAGCAACAGCUCAGCAAGGCUGGCCCUGUUCGUGGCCCUCUUCUGUCAGGGCAUUUCAAUGCUAAGCGUUGGGACAACAAAAAGAGAGUAUCUAUUUUGUAAACAAAUGAUGUAAUUUUUGUAUGCUUUUAGGCAGCACUUGCCAUUGGAUAGUGAUACGUUAUGUCAAUGACUCUAUGACUCGCUACAGAAUUAUUUUAUGUUAAAAAGAAAAGAAAAAGCAUUCAGAAGUGCCAAAAAUGUGAGGUCAGCUGAAGUGUUAAUUAGCUCUGCAAGUUCCUCUGUAACCUGCCUAAUGUUACAAUAGAUUUCAACUACUGUCAGUACAAUGCAGUAGUUUUUACCUCUAUAAAGUUUUAAUAUAAAGUGAAGAUGCUAACUCUCAAAAAAAUGGCAAUGCAGACUGGUGUGAACUGAUGUAUUCUAUUAAUAGAUUCUCCUUGUGAUGUAAGUUUAAAUAAAUUGUUGGGUUAUGGAAGAUUGUAAGAUA